Molecule: messenger RNA, 1353 nt
Organism: Centropristis striata (black sea bass)
Lineage: Eukaryota; Metazoa; Chordata; Actinopteri; Perciformes; Serranidae
Product: piggyBac transposable element-derived protein 3-like
Exons: 1
Coding region: 1-1353 (450 amino acids)
Source: RefSeq, a predicted model, not a curated record
AUGCCACCAGCAAAGAGAGAUCCUCGAUACAGUGUGCAGGACGUAAUUUCCAUCGUCCAAAACGGAGAGAGUGGUGUGGACCUGGAUUUUGACGACACUGAUGCAAGUGACGAAGAAUCAGAUAGCGAUGCCUGCGUGGACAAAGAAAACAGAGAACCUGAUUGCCCAGCCAAUGUGGACAUUGAGCCCCCAUCAAACAGACACACCAUGCCCCGUGACAGAUAUCGCUGGCAAAAAAAAGAUUUUAUCAGUCCCAAUACUGAUUUUUCUGGUCCAGCUCUCACAGAUGAUGUCACCUCCAUCCACACACCACUGCACUACUUCCAGAAGUUUGUGUCAGAAGACAUGGUUGAAGCUCUGGCAACAAACACAAAUGAGUACAGCGUUCAAAAUCACGGAAGAUCAGUCAACACAAAUACUAAAGAAAUACAGACAGCAUUGGGCAUGUCCCUGAGGAUGGGCCUGGUACAAAUGCCUGGAGCCCGUAUGUACUGGGAGACGGACACGCGGCACCCACCUGUUGCUGAUGUGAUGCCACGCAACAGAUUCCAAUUGCUGUUGACAACAUUGCAUUUUGUAAACAAUUUUACAGUGUCGGAGACUGAAAAGAGGGACAAACUCUGGAAACUCAGACCAUGGCUGGAUUCACUCAGAGAGAAUUGCCUGCAGGUGGUACCAGAAGAGCACAAUUCUGUGGAUGAGAUGAUGAUACCUUUCAAGGGGAAGUUCAGCAGCAUCAAGCAGUAUAUGCGAGGCAAGCCACACCCAUGGGGGUUUAAAGUAUGGGUGAGAGGUGGAAUCUCUGGCAUGAUGCUUGACUUUGAUGUUUACCAAGGGAGCAUCAAUGGAGUUCGAGUCAAAUCUGAACUUGGACUGUCAGGUGACGUGAUGAAGCUUGCCUCCACACUUGCAAAGGGUCAAAAUUACAAGAUCUACGCAGACAACUACUUCACCUCGGUUCCACUGGUAGCGAAGCUCCUUGAGCAAGGAAUACAUUAUGUGGGAACAGCCAGGCAGGUUCGCCUACCCAACUGCAAUCUUGAAGAUGAGAAGAGCUUGAAGAAGAAGGGCAGAGGAAACUUUGACCACAGAGUGGAGGGGAAACACAACAUCUGUGCUGUCAAAUGGUACGACAACAGGGCGGUCACACUUGUGUCAUCCUUCGCUGGGCCAGAACCUGUGCAGGAGAUUCAACGCUGGGACAAAGUCACCAAAACCUACAUUGACGUCGGAAGGCCUUACAUUGUGGGUGUCUACAACAAAUACAUGGGUGGUGUGGAUUUGUUGGACUCAUUUACAGCGAAAUACAAGUACGCUCUGAAAUGCCGGCGGUGGUACAUGUACAUCUUCUGA